GUGACUGUGCAUCCAUUACCACAGCUUGGCCACCAAGAAGGAUCACAAAUACUACUGAUCCCACAGCUUGGCCACUAAAGAGGAUCAUUCACUUGACUGGUCCUGUUUUGUUGUGUUAAGGACGAUUCCAAACACUACAAAUUGCACUGCUUACCCCUCAAGGAAGAUCACAUGCACAAGGAGUCCUACUACUUGACCACCAAGGAGGAAUAGUAUCGCAGCCAGUCCCACUACUUGGCUACCCAAGCAUCUACAAGCACUACUCCGGACCCUUUAAUGAUGGAUAUUAAGAAGAGAGAGGAAUGCACAGUCUGUUAUUGUAAUUACGAUGCAGCACUGAGACAGAAGUGCACUCUACCCUGUGGCCAUGUAUUCUGUGGACAGUGUAUUGAAAAUGCUGUCAAGAACGAUCAGCUUUCCUGCCCUCGCUGCCAUGCCCAGCACAGUGCCACAGCUGCUAUUCAGUUUCUGAUAAACUGUGGGGGCGCCUUUGUUGGCAAAGGUAGAGGUGCUCGUCCCACUACAGCAAGAAAAAUGUCGGCUAAACGUUGUCAAGACCGUAUGAGAGGCAUAAGCAAGAAGCUGCGGUCUAUGGCCCAGGAACAGAAGAAAAACAUCAACAGCCUCAUCACAGUUUGUGAAGAGGCACUGUCCCAGCUGGUUGAGUACCGAGGCCAGCUUGGGGACUGGAAGACUCACCACCUACACCUCCAGGACAGACUCUAUGGUCUGUUAGAGCAGAACAAGACAGCAAUAGAGCUUCUGGAAAAAGAAGAUUCAACUGUGGUGUGUAUGACAUCACAAGGACAGGAAGGAAAGCAGCAUCUCCAGACAAUGUUGGGGAGCCUGGACACAGCGAGCAUGAUGCAGGAUAACGCAACCAUAGCAAAGGCAGAUCAGUUUAAUGUGGAAGUUAAAGAGUGGCUCCAGAAGUGCAAGAAACUCUUCCCAGAUGUGAAGACGGUACACACCUCCAUGAAGGUGCAGGAGGCCAUCAGGGAGACGUUGGAGAUCAUGAAGGCUGUGGCAGUGGCGAAAGCUCUCCCUGGCUCCCAUAGUGAUUCAACCUCAGACAUUAUGAAGAAAGUGGAUCAGAUUAAUGAAGAAAUCAUUGAGGAUCAGUUACCUUUGCAGGAGACCAUCAGGGAGACGCUGGAGAUAAUGAUGACAGAGGCAGGUGCCAAAACUGCCCUCGUUACCAAUGAAGAAUCUUCCUCCACCAUUUCCAAUGAAGAAUCAUCAUCCUCCAUUAUCAGAAGAGAACCAAUAUCCACCAUUAAGAAGAAAGUUGGUCAAAUAAUAGAAGAGAUACUUCACGAGCAGAUAACUAUUAAGGAGCUGAGUGGUAUGGAGGAGCCAGUUAAGAAGUUGGUUGAGGAAGGCCUGGUGUACGCUGUCCUGCGGGAUGUUGAGGGCAUCUACCACUCCGCCAGGAUCACCUUUCAUGAUGAACAGCUGUUCCUCCAUGCACUCUUGUGCCAGUCUUUGCCUCCCAAUGCCCACAUCAUCCAGUUUAUAGAUGUGUUGGCCAUGCUGGAUCCUGCCACACAGGUGUUUCUUGACCUGGCAUGGGCGGGGUCAACACAAGGGCGGGUCCAAAUCCAGUUGUGCCCCGACACGAGAUUGGCCAGACAAUUUUUGUUGUUGUGUACGGGUCAGUUAGGCCACUCAUACGUGAACACCAGACUUACACAGGUGUUGUCCAGGGGUCGGGCAGGGGAGUACAUUGUGGGUGGAGACUAUGAGUUUAAUGAUGGAAAGGGAGGAGCCUCGCUGCUGCCUGACCUGCAGGGCGAGACUUUAGAAUGUGGAGAAUCGGGUGCAGUGUGGUCACCGUGGGGUCUGGGCAGUGCCCGCAGUGCCCAGUUCAGCAUCACAACCCGGGAUGUGGCCUGUGGUCGAAAGUGGCCACGUGUCUUUGGUCAUGUGGAGAACGGCCUGGAGCUAGUGAGGUUAGCAGUUCGUCUCAAAGACAUCAGGGAGGUGACGGUGGUGGACUGUGGCGUUGUACUGCCUUUCUAAUUCACUAUUCCACCCCGCCAUUUUGACUUCUGUAUAACCAUUGCUUCUGUCCCGUCAUUACCAUGUCACCAUCACCAAUCUGUUAUCACAAAUUUCCUUUAUCCAUCC
Molecule: messenger RNA, 2130 nt
Organism: Procambarus clarkii (red swamp crayfish)
Lineage: Eukaryota; Metazoa; Arthropoda; Malacostraca; Decapoda; Cambaridae
Source: RefSeq, a predicted model, not a curated record